AUGCCACCAAAAGAAGACCCAUUCGCCGCCCCAGCUGAUGCUAAUCUUUUUGAUGAUAAUUACGACCCAUUCGAUGUACGUCCAGUGGAAGACAUCGUAGCGGCAGCGAAGGCAAAAGCCGAGGCGGCAAAGAUGUCGUCAGAUGGGCAGGAUGAUGAUUAUUUUGGGGCAACGGAUAGGCGCUCAAACCUAUCAACGCCUACCCAAGAAGGCGGGAGCCCAAUAAGUGCGAGGCCUACAGGAUUUGAGGAUGAGUUCAAGUGCGAGGCCUACGAUGUCUACGGUAAAAUCCACACCGUCAAACUGCAGUACGUGCAGUAUAAAGAACGCGUGGGAAUUCGGCCAGGCCAAAUUUCGAGGCUUGUGGAGGGACAUGUCACAAAAUAUGGGUUACCGUUGGAGCAUUCGGCACAGUGCAAUGUGUUGCUGAAGUUUGGCUCGCUGAAUGCCGAUGAGUUGCAAUCGUUUGUGAACACGAUUGAGGAUGUGCUAUUUAAAUGUCCGGCAAAAAGGGAUACAAAGCCGCAGUAUAAGCAAGAUGAGGUUCAGAUCCACUGCUACGAUGAAUACACAGCACACGUCGAUAAACUCGGAAUCGUCUCGGACCAACGAGCCAGAGUCCGCAUGUUCUGUCUGGCCUUCGUUUCCGGUUCCCCCUUCCUUGAAAUUGGCCUCAAUGACAGAAGACGACAAGGAAAGGAAAUCGUCCGACGAAAAGACAUCCUGCCCAUGUAUACCGAACGCUGGAUCCGAUUCGAAAACCUCGAGUUCCACAAUACUGUCGAACAGCCAGCUUUCGAAAGUGAACAGGUCAUCCGACUACAGCCACCAGAUGGAUGUUUCUUUGAGAUCAUGCGCUUCCGAGUCCGACCACCAAAAAAUCGUGAAAAGGCGUUGACGGUGAAGUGUAUUAUGAAGAUUGCUGGUUCCAAGGUCGAAAUCCGUAUGGAAGCAAUGGCUGCUGCUCAAGUCGAAAGAUUCCCGAUUCCGGAAGCUUGGAUCUAUAUCUUCCGCGAGGAACGACAUUGGGGUGUUGGAUCUGUGCAUUCCAAGAAGUUGAGGCCCGGCAAAGUCAAGAAUUUGAAAGAUCGGCUUCUCGGAGCUGUACAACAAAACGAGAGCAACUUGAUUGAGGUGGAGAUCGACUACAUUCAAUGCGCCGAUCUGGAUGUGGAUGCGGUGGCAAAUUCGGAGGCUAAUCCUGAGGAUACGAUUGCUAUUCCGGAAAUGCAUAGGCCGGCGAUGCAUCCGACUGAUGUAGCGGAUAUGCAUGAAGGCUACCGUAUCAAUUUACCCGAGGCCCAAUUCAAACGUGAUGAUAGCAGCUCCGAUGAAGAUGAAGCCAAAACCCAAUUCCCAACAAUCAAAAUUGACAUGAGUAAUUACGGAUAU
Molecule: messenger RNA, 1392 nt
Organism: Mesorhabditis spiculigera
Lineage: Eukaryota; Metazoa; Nematoda; Chromadorea; Rhabditida; Rhabditidae
Source: the annotation of a GenBank genome assembly